AUGUUUGUACGACAUUGGGUAGCAUUGUGGCUUGCGGGUAAGCUUCUCGAAGAGCACGUCACCCGAACCAGCAGAAUGUCGGGCCUCGAGCCACUGGCGGCCCUGGGCCUUGUCUGCAACGUCCUUCAAUUAGUCGAAGUUGGACUCAAAACAGCCACUCUCUGCAAAAAUGCCUAUCGCACUGGCGAGCCUGAUCCAGAACUCAGCGUUCACGCCCAAACCCUCGCAGAGACCGCUUCGAGUUUGACUCAGUCGCUGGAAGAUUCACAGCAGCCUCUCAGCUACGAUGACUCGAGACUCUUGACUCUAGCUCAGAACUGUCGAGAUGCCGAACAAGAGUGGAGGAAGAAAACUCCAGCUCGCUUCCUUUCUCAACAAAGGCCUCGCAAACGAGCUCGCGUCGGAGCAGUUCUUCAAGGCAUCGUCAACAAGCCAGAAAUCGAUCGUCUAGAAAGUCAGUUGCAGAAAGCCAAAGAGUCUAUGGAGACAGACCUUCUUGUUGGGGUCUUUAAACGUCUCGACAUCUCUCAGGUUGAGACAGAUGACCUCCAAGACAAGCUCCAGAACCUACUUCAGGCAACAUCUACCAGUGAAGCAAAACUUCAUAACCUCGUAAAAGCACAAGUAGCCCUGGUCAAUACGCAGUUAUCAGACCGCAUCGAUCAAGCCGAAGCAUCUGCCAAGACUCAUGUGACAGCAGAGCUUGCUAGUCAUGAGUCGAGACUGAAGUUACACGCCGACAAAGGAAAAAACACUAUUCUGACAGAAGCUGAAGCGACUGAAAAUAUUCGGAGAGAGAAUGAGGCUUAUGAACGACUCUUGCGCAGCUUCCAGUACUCCGAUAUGAAUCGUCGACGAAAUGAGAUACAUGCCUCCUAUGGGUCGACCUUUAACUGGCUAUUCGAGGGGGAGUUUGAGGAUGAUUAUCCGGAAUCAGAGGCGUCCCAAUUCUCCUUUCAAUCAGACCCACAAUCAGACUCCGGGUCUGAAAAUGAGGCAGACUCUUAUCCUCAAGAACUGGCUCGCAGCAGCUUUUCGGCAUGGCUCAAAUCACCCGAAGCCCGUUAUUGGAUCAGCGGCCAUCCCGGAACCGGAAAGAGUGUUCUCAUGAAGUUCAUCAUGUCCCACGAACAAACAACGGAUUCAUUGAGGGAAUGGCAGCCUGAAGUCCAGAUUCUAUCUCAUUUCUUUUGGAAGGUGGGCAGUGCAAUGCAAAGUAGUUUCAAGGGCUUCUUGUGUUCUCUCGUCUACCAACUGUUCUCUUCGGAUAAAGAGCAUGCCACGGGCUGUCUCGAACAGAACCCCGAUUGGUCUCGUAAGGCCGGACCUGGCGAUUGGGACAAGGAUGACCUCCAAUCCUUAGUUCACAGUCACGCAAGGCAGUCCGCUCGACCUUUCUGCCUUUUCAUCGACGGACUCGAUGAGAUUAUGGAUGAUGAAGGUGUAGGGACCCUAAUCGACUUUCUCGAUACUCUGGAAGAACCGCCACGUUUAGUCAAGAUCUGCAUGUCAAGCCGUCCAGAAUCAGCCAUACGAAUGCGGUUGGGCCGGAAUGCCGACAUAAAAAUGCAAGAUUUAACACAAAAUGACAUCGAGCACUACAAGGCGGAAGGGGUAUUUCUCUGGGCUGUUCUGGUGACAAAAUCAAUUGCACGUGGUAUCUCGAACGGCGACUCAGAAGAAUUUAUCCAAAGAAGGCUUCGGAAAACUCCCAAGAAGCUUCACGAGCUAUACCUUGAUAUGUGGAUGAGGCUAGGCGAGGACUCAGAUCUUUAUCAGCGUUCGACUGCACUCAUCUUCAAGAUUGUCCUCUUCAACUGGCGAUCAGCCCAGAAAGACAAAGCAUUUCAUUUCCCACUAUCCAUUUAUCCAGGUGCAAUAUCUAUUCUGGAAUUGAUAUUGGCCUCAAGUGACGAUCUGUGGUCCACGCCUGUUCGAGAAUUUGAUAAGCUCUCUGCCACAGACCUUGAGCAACGGUGCAAGGAACUAUUGACCGGGUUGCCAUCCAGAACGGCCGAUCUCUUUAAAUUCGUUCAAUCUAACGGCCUCGAAAUAUCAGAUGAGAAACAAUGGGUUGACAAGUCACACUCCUAUAUGAUUAGUUAUGACAAUCUACGGGUAGAGGCAGUUCAUCGAACAGUCUUCGACUUCCUGAUCGAAACAGACGAUGGAAAGAAUAUUAUGGAGCACCAUAAGGCGUCUCAAGAAGAACUUUUCAUCAGACUGUUUAGAUCGCAUCUUCUUCGAAAUUGUCUGUGCCCCCGAGAUCGAUACACAAACGCUCAGAACGAGGAGGAUCGCAAUUGGUUGUCAGAAUGGCAACACCUAGAUAAUCAGCUCCAGUUACUCUCAUAUCACACCGACAUUAUCAACGGUUCGACUUUAGUCGAAAUGCUAGAUCUUUUAUGGGCCUCUUUUAUCCAAAUGACUAAAAGUCUCCCAACACACCCAGACCCACGUUCAGAUAUUGUCAAGCGGGCAUGUAAGUUGCACUACUUACUGCGCAUUGUUCCUAGGGGAUUCGACGAUUAUAUGAGAGUUUAUCUCAUCGAAUGGGAGAGUACUCGACAAUUCGAUGCGCUUUACAAGAUUCCAUAUUUCGACUCCGAGUGGUCAGCAACUAAGCAGCGAUACUUUGGUUAA
This is a messenger RNA of Fusarium subglutinans, 2643 nucleotides long. Its product is annotated as NACHT domain protein. The transcript has 4 exons. NCBI's taxonomy places the organism in Eukaryota, Fungi, Ascomycota, Sordariomycetes, Hypocreales, Nectriaceae. The record is from RefSeq and is a predicted model, not a curated record. Bases 1 to 2643 code for a protein of 880 amino acids.